UCAUGAUGAAUUUCCAAGAAUUCAAUAUUCGGUCGCCAUAUGCGUCCAUGAUAAUAGUAGCAGCUCUUGUUGCAUAUGCUCACUCCGAAAGCUGCGAAUCCAGUCCGGUUCGCUAUUUAAACGUCUUUACUGAUAAGUCUGUCCAGGAAGAACCCCUGUUUACAGAAAGCUGGAGUCCAGUCGUCCGAGGUUUGCCUCUUCGUGUGCAGACGACGCCUUGGAGGUUUUUGUUCUGGAUUCGUCUACAACGAAGGUCAACAACGCUGUAUGGGAUACACCUCGAGUCUAGAACAGCUGACGCAAAUAACAGAAGUGGGAUCAGUCGGGUUUGCAGCCAAGUCGUGCCCGUCGCCUCCAUCGCUGCCCAACGGCGACGCUGUCUACAGUUCACUGCUGGUAGGAAGUGUCGCAACUUACACAUGCGACAAAGACUACCACUUUUGUGGACUCAUUGUGUCAAGUGUCUGCGAGAUGUAUCAAUCGUGGAAUGGACUUAGUGGUUCAUGCAAACGUGUUGCUUUCUACAACUACUCGUUACCAUUCCGUCAGAAUUUUCCUGAAGUAGUUGGUGCUGGGUGGAAGGUGGAAAUCUUAGGCACACCCCUCGGUGAUUCCAGAAUUGUAAUCGAUUUGAGACAUGGAGCUAACAUCCCCUUUAUUCUGAAUAUCCGCUUCCAGGAAGGCAGUGGCAGUAACACAGUGGUCCGGAACUCACGUAUUGACAAUAUCUGGGGUCAAGAACAGCGAACUCAGCCAUAUUUUCCAUUCCGCGUAGGAAGACCAUUUAAUCUGACAAUCCUCCUCAGGGAUUCUGCAUUUGAAAUGUACAUGGAUGGACACUUUUUUGUUUCUCGUGCAAGUAGCUAUAACAUCGCAUUGAUAAACCAAAUCAUCAUCUUGAGAGGUUGCCUUCUUCAUUCAGUGAAAUUCGUAUAUUAAUAUUUCGCUUCAACGUUCACAUUUGGUUAAGAUAAUUACAGCAAAUAAACUGGCCUACUCGGAUUAGCUACUACUACUACGACUUCUGAGCUACUGUGCAACUGCUACAGCUACCGCUACGUCUACAUCUACAUAAAUACAUACCAAUAUAUAUAUAUAUAUAUAUAUAUAUAUAUAUAUAUAUAUAUAUAUAUAUAUAU
This is a messenger RNA of Gigantopelta aegis, 1139 nucleotides long. RefSeq names its product galectin-3-like. The transcript has 5 exons. The coding region runs from base 268 to 939 and encodes 223 amino acids. The record is from RefSeq and is a predicted model, not a curated record. Gene Ontology annotation, molecular function: carbohydrate binding. NCBI's taxonomy places the organism in Eukaryota, Metazoa, Mollusca, Gastropoda, Neomphalida, Peltospiridae.